Messenger RNA from Lactuca saligna, 549 nucleotides. Lineage: Eukaryota; Viridiplantae; Streptophyta; Magnoliopsida; Asterales; Asteraceae. The record is from the annotation of a GenBank genome assembly.
AUGUUGUGUUGUGCCAAAUAUCAAGUAGAUUGGACUUUGGACAAGUUUGGGCGUGUUAUUCCUUGUGAUUUCAUUGGUAUUGUCAAGAGUCAACAACCUGUCUACCUUAGAGAUGAAGUGGUAAAUAACCAUGAUGAACUCAUGUCAAACUUUUUUGCACAACCUGAUGCUCUUGCUUAUGGAAAGACCCCUGAACAAUUGCGAAGUGAGAAUGUUGCAUCUCAUCUUGUUCCUCACAAGACAUUUACUGGGAAUAGGCCCUCCCUUAGCCUUCUGCUUCCAUCAUUGGAUGCUUAUAGAAUUGGACAGUUGCUAGCUAUGUAUGAGCACAGAAUUGCUGUGGAAGGUUUCAUUUGGGAUGCAAUCGAUGGUAGACCUGAAACUACCUUGCAGAUAAUGAAGAAGGCAUUCCAUAUGGCUACGAAACACAAUAACCAGAAAGUUUCAAGAUAUGGAGCUUGCCGGAAUCGGGUGAGUGGCGUCGUCAUCUGUUCGAACAGAGAUGGUGAUGAGAUAAAGCAGAAGCUAAUUACACUUAGUAAAGAGUGA